Messenger RNA from Phyllostomus hastatus (greater spear-nosed bat), 1528 nucleotides. It is a transcript of the gene PEAK3, whose product is annotated as PEAK family member 3. The transcript has 3 exons. Lineage: Eukaryota; Metazoa; Chordata; Mammalia; Chiroptera; Phyllostomidae. The record is from RefSeq and is a predicted model, not a curated record. Bases 204 to 968 code for a protein of 254 amino acids.
AUCUGGCAGUAAAGCGAAAUUAGAGUUAAAGGCAGAUGUCUAAGUAAACAUGUUUAAACAUGAGCUAGUGAAUGAAGAACUUCACUUUCAAAGAGCCAAGUACUCUCCAUUUCUGAGGAAUCUCAAUCCGCCUGUCAUCCUGAUGAAGAAAGGAGCCCAGAGAGGGCAAGAAACGUCCCCAGGGCUGCACAGCAGGAUCCAGGAUGAACAAGAGGGCCACAGUGUGUGACUGCUCUGCAUUCGACUGGUCUGUGCACACCCACCCAGCCCUAUCAUCUGCUCGCGCAGACACCCCACGUGUGUCCGCUCACACCUGCCCCCCACUCAGCAGCAUGAGCAGCCCCAACCUACCCACCAAGACUCCCCUCUGGCCCCCGGACUCCAGCCCUCACCUGCCUGACUCAGCCCACAUACAACAGCCUUGGUGCUCAAGCCCAGAGCCCAGGAGCCCCACCUCAGGCUCUGGAACUUCAGGCCUCGCUGCUGAGGAGCACUUCAGCCUCCAGGGGCUGUGUGGUCUGGUGCCGGCCCUGGAGCAUCUGGAGGCCCCAGGAUCGUUCCUGGUGGAGCUGGGCCCAAAGAACCUGCUGCUGGCGGAGCCAUGGGACUAUUCAGCCUCCAGGGCCUUGUGCCUGCUGCCUUGGAACUUUGGCCUCAUCUGCUCAUGGCCACUGGAAACCCUGAGCGCCCAUGAACCUCAGCUGGGCUGCCUGCUCAGCUUGCUUCUUGGCUCUGUGCCCUUGGCCACACCUUGGCUCCUGGCUGCCCAGCUGGCUGGUGUGCAACCCUCUGCAGCCCUGACUUGCUUCGCACUGCAGGCACUGCUCUGGGGACCUGGACCUCGCUGGGCCGCACCCUGUUGCUACUGCGGGACUGACCCUAUGGGAGAGACAUGUCUGUUCCAGGGCCUCUACAAGAGACAGGCACUCCUUCCACGGCUAGGAUUGUUAGCAGUGUCUCCACAAUAGGUAGACGCCCCCUUCCAAAAAAGGCCAGACGGCUAGUGGAGUGCAGAGGUGUGGACACCCUUCCUCCAAUGCCUGCUCCCUUCCUUUGUUGGGGACUUAGGCCCAAGGCCUCCGGCCUCCCCAAGAAGGCAGGUGGCCCCCUUUCAGGGCUGGGGCUAAUUGCCAGGGUUAGCUGAGGUUUUCUGAGGCAAGGGCCACCCACCCCUCUUCCAGAUGUGGACACCUGUCAAUGUGUGUGGAACCCCUCACCCCACCUUCCAGUAGAAGCCAGGCAGGCACCCUUGUGGUGUUGGUGUCUGAUGGUUACUGCCCCCACAAGAGCAGAGUGUGUGAACACCUCUUCCAGGGCCAGCAGGAGAGGCGUUCCUGGCCCUGGAGCAGCCCCUGGUGCUGAGCAGGACCAGUGAUCCUUCCGAUGUGAAGGUCCUUGUCAAGAGCUACUUGGGGAUGGGAGGCCCACCCAGCACUGCUCACCGCAGGCGAGUCUGAACUCACCUCCCAAAGGUCCCCAUGCCCAAGCUCUCUCCACCCACUGUGACCUCCUUGCUGUUCCUGUGACA